CCCGCCCGUUUAAAUGCAUCAAUAAGUAACAGCUUAAAAGUAAAGACAUUAAUAAAAUGGGUUGCAAAGCUUGUGGAACAAACUGCCAGUGCUCGGCCACCAAAUGCGGUGAUAACUGCGCCUGCAGCCAGCAAUGCCAAUGUGCCUGCAAAAAUGGACCCAAGGACAAAUGUUGCGCCAAUAAGAAGCAAUAAAUGAAACAAGACGUUUAAAUCUCCAUAAUGUUAGUUCUUAAAUAUAAAUAAACGUGUUACCUGUCAAGCAAGUCAA
Messenger RNA from Drosophila willistoni, 270 nucleotides. RefSeq names its product metallothionein-4. Gene Ontology annotation, molecular function: metal ion binding. Lineage: Eukaryota; Metazoa; Arthropoda; Insecta; Diptera; Drosophilidae. Bases 57 to 194 code for a protein of 45 amino acids. The transcript has 2 exons. The record is from RefSeq and is a predicted model, not a curated record.